Molecule: messenger RNA, 547 nt
Organism: Betta splendens (Siamese fighting fish)
Lineage: Eukaryota; Metazoa; Chordata; Actinopteri; Anabantiformes; Osphronemidae
Gene: hypk
Product: huntingtin interacting protein K
Exons: 4
Coding region: 39-404 (121 amino acids)
Biological process (GO): protein stabilization; negative regulation of apoptotic process
Source: RefSeq, a predicted model, not a curated record
GGACAUUUCUCUUUGGUUCCGGCCUCACUGUAGCUAACAUGGCGGCAGAAGGAGACGUAGAUUUGGACCUGGAAGCCGAGGAAAACUGCACUGGAAAGCCGGCAGAAAAGCCUCGCAAACAUGACAGCGGAGCCGCGGACCUGGAGAGAGUCACGGAUUAUGCGGAGGAGAAGGAAAUCUCCAGCUCUGAUUUAGAAACGGCCAUGUCUGUGAUCGGAGACAGAAGGUCACGGGAACAGAAAGCCAAACAAGAGAGAGAAAAAGAAUUGGCCAAAGUCACCAUCAAGAAGGAAGAUGUAGAACUAAUUAUGUCGGAGAUGGAGAUUUCAAGGGCCGUGGCUGAGCGCAGCCUCAGGGAACACAUGGGCAACGUGGUGGAGGCUUUAGUGGCUCUGACCAACUGAACAAACAGCUUUUACACAAUGGACUGCUUGACUGUGUUUUCGUACACGAGUUCAUCACAUCAAUGAGACUGAACUCUGUGGUUCAAGUAUAAUACUUUAAUCUUUUUUUUUAAUAAAAUUUGCUAAUUAAUUGAUCAGUCUAA